GUGAAACUAAGAGCUAUAAAAAUUGUAGCAACAACCAUUCGAGCUCAGUAAGAUAGCGGGCGCUGUGUGAAAUAAUGUUUCCCUUAAUCUUCACAACAUGUUUGGCUGUUGCAAGCGCAAUGCCCUCGUACAUAGCGGUGCCUGCGGAUCAGAUAGCUUUCGUCGACCUUAGUACGCUACGGGCGAGGCGGGUCCCGAGGCAGACCCUUGAACCGCCAUUGCCGGAAGCAUUGUAUACAGAUAACUAUCAGCCAAUACCGCUGCAGAACUACCAGCAAGGAACUGUAGCCCUGGCACCGCCUCCUCUACCAGUGAAGGUACAGGCUCAAGAACAAGCUGCUAGCAAUGAGGGAAUAUCUCAGUAUGCUGAAAGGCCUCCAGAUUUCGGAGAAUACGUGGAUUUUGGGGCUCAUACAGGGGAUAACGGAGCGUUUGGGUGGUACGCUGACUACCCCAUCAAUAAUCAAGGACAUGGAUUCGGAAAAUAGUUUUCAGUAGAUUUAAGAUUUUUAAAUUACUAUUUAUAGUAUUUGUUUUGAUACCACUUUGUUUUGUAGGGCACUUGUUUUGUUAGUUUGUGGUAGAUUUUAAAUCUUGCCGAUGUUAAUUUAAGUUACCAAAGACAGUAUUUCGAGUGAUAUUUUUAUGCAGAAUUACCGCACAUUUGUUUUAGACGGUCUAAUUCCGCUCACUCUAUGUAAGUUCCUAAAAUGUUAUAAGUUGACAAAGUAUACUGUGAUAGCACCAAGGUAGUUCAAUCUAUUAUUAGAAAUUUCAAUCUUUUAUCUUUUCUUAUCUAUCUUUUUUUAUCUAUGCCGCUUCUUCUUUAUGCUUUAUACACGCUUUUAUUCACUAUGUAAAAUUCCUCAAUCUUUAUCCUAUACUUCUUCUUUCCUUUGCUCUUUUUACUUUCAUUCUUUGCAGUACUUAAAUUUCAUUUUUAAUCUUCUUUUCUAUGACUUAAAAACUAAGUGAUUUUUUUUAAAGAUACACACUGGGUUUAAAAUAAUAACUCAGUGUAUUUUUUAAAUACAUACUAUACUUAUGAUAUAUAAAAAAAUCACAAUUUCACUUUUAGACGCUCUUCACUUUGCCUUCUUCACUCUGCUUCCAAUUCUUUUCUUAUCAAUUUAUUUCCUUUCUUUUCCUGUCUUUUUUUUCUAAUCUUAUUUCAAUCUAUACCACUUUUUUUCAUAUUUAUUGUAUAUCUUUUAUGAAUCUAACUUAAAUCUUACUAUAUUUUUUAUACUUUCACUAUCUCAUACAUAUAAAAUGAGUCAUCUAAAGCAUUUUUAAGGAUCAUCUAUAUAUUUGUUGAUCAUAUUCACUUGACCCUUCUUUACAUCUAUUUCAUUUUCUUUUAUCUUUCCUUGUCUCUUCUUAAUAUUUUCUGUGACACUUACAUAAUAUCUUUUCUAAUCUGAUACAAAAUUUCCUCUGCUUACUUCUUUAUUUUACUUCUGUUAUUGAAGUACUUUAUUUAUUUGCAGAAUCUAUUUAUAAAAUUCUUUUCAAAAUAUUAUCUUAAUGAUUUAAUUCUUCCUUUCAAAUAUUUCUCUUAUUCACUUCAUUCUAUACCAUUUCCAAUACAAUCUCAUAUCAUUUUAUGUUUCUCUCUUAAUCUCUUCUGUAUGACUUUCUGCUAUCAUUCUCAUUCUACUCUACUCUUAUUGUCUCUUUUUUUAUUCCUUCUCUUUCUAUUGUUAAAAAUCUUCUUUCUAUUCUGUCUUAUUCUUAAUUUCUAACUUUUAUCUCUUGUUUCAUGUCUAUUUUCUAAUCUCAAACUUCACUUCUCAUUGUCAUCACUAUUUACUUGAAAUAUCUAUGUAUAAUUUUUCUUUCUCUCGCAGAACUUAAUUUCAAAUCAUAUCACUGUUCAUCUCAUAUACUCUCUAUAUAUUUUUGUACCAAGUCUCAAUUUACUUCCUCUAUAACAUCUUGUACGUUAUUCUUGUCUUAAAUUCAAUUUUCAUCUUCUUUAUUCUUUCAUGAAGCUAUUUUUCUGUGUUUUUCUCUCUAUUCUUUUGAUCUCUGUACAUCAUAUCAUAUCUCCGGAUCUUUCCUGCUUCAUGUGGACUUGAAAUGUUACUAUCAAUUCUUCUCUAAUUCUUCCAUUAUCUCUCCUUUUUAAAUUUAGAAUUUUUAUCAUCAUUAUAUUUAUUUUAUAUGUAUUUAUAUUUAAUAAAUAUUAUUCAAUAUCUUUAUCAAUAUUUUGGAUAAUAUUAUAUAUUUUCAUAAUUUCUCUUUCUUAUUUAAAUCUAUUGUCUACUUAUCUUAGUUUCACUCUUUGUCUAUUUAUCUUAUUUUUAUUCUUUAUACUUCUUUUCUUGUAUUUACAUCUCAUAUUUAUGUAUUCUUCUUAUUUAUUUAACUCUACAUGUAAUCUGAUACCAACUGUUUUGCCUCUAAAAAGUUUAUAUUUCUUGCUCUCAUAUUUCUGUCUUUCCACUUUCUAUUUUUUUUCUUACACAACUAUAUAACAUCUUUUAUCUUUUCUUCUAUACUAUUAUGCAUAAUUUUUUUUUCUUAUCUAUUUUCUAAUAACAUGAACAACCUGGUGAUUUUUAUAAUUCUUAAGGAAAAGCACGAUUUGUUAUUUGUUACGUUAU
Messenger RNA from Danaus plexippus (monarch butterfly), 2609 nucleotides. RefSeq lists its product as uncharacterized. The record is from RefSeq and is a predicted model, not a curated record. The coding region runs from base 75 to 488 and encodes 137 amino acids. NCBI's taxonomy places the organism in Eukaryota, Metazoa, Arthropoda, Insecta, Lepidoptera, Nymphalidae. The transcript has 3 exons.